This is a messenger RNA of Drosophila bipectinata, 2147 nucleotides long. It is a transcript of the gene Nepl17, whose product is annotated as Neprilysin-like 17. Lineage: Eukaryota; Metazoa; Arthropoda; Insecta; Diptera; Drosophilidae. Gene Ontology annotation, biological process: proteolysis. The record is from RefSeq and is a predicted model, not a curated record. Gene Ontology annotation, cellular component: plasma membrane. Gene Ontology annotation, molecular function: metalloendopeptidase activity.
UCCAACACAAAACACGAUGGACUACGUCCGGGCUUCCACCUGCUGCCUCAUAAUCUUAAUCGCAUUAACUCAACAACCUUCCGGCGCCGCCGUUCAUGGAAGCGUGUUCAAGGACCUGACCACACCCCAGGGGCAACAGAUCAUGCGGAGUGCCAAGUCGGCGCAAAUGCUCUCCUUCAUGGACUCCGCAGCCGAUCCCUGUGACGAUUUCUACGGGUAUGCCUGUGGAAGCUUUGCGCGUAUAAACGGCGCCACCAAGGAGAAGGACACUAGUGUUGGUCAGGACAUGUUCGCCAGCUACUUGCGGAGGGUAAGGCAUCUGCUAAACCAGCCCAGAAUGAGCACAGAUUGGCCCAUGGAGACGCGUGUAAAAUACUUCUACGAGUCCUGCCUGGACACGACGGCUCUGAGGAUCCACCAGCGUAGCCGGAUCAUCAGUGUCUUGAGGGAGUUUGGAGGAAUGCCCGCCGUGGAAGGCGAUGCCUGGACUGGCAUCGACUUUGAUCCGCUGGAAACGAUGGCCCAACUUUUGAGCCGAUAUGGAAAGCUAACUCUACUCGGUGUCUACGUCGCGCCGGAUUACAAAAACUCGCAGAUCAAUCGAUUAUAUUUGGGCCAAAGGAACGAUCUUGUGCCGAUCGACGAGUCAUCAAAGUUGGCCAAAAAGCUGGAGAUUCAGAUGCGGUUGCAAAGUCUACUCGGACUGCCGGGUAGCCAUGCACUCAAAACGGCUGAGGAGAUCGUUGAACUGGAAGCGGAGCUGUCGCGUCAUGUGCAGGACUGGAGCCAGGACCGCGAUCCCAGGCUAAGGAAUCGUCUGACCCUGCUAAGCAACAUGACUGAUACUUAUGGAAGUGUUUUAAACAUGACCCGGUUUGUGCAAACUUGGCUCGGUCACGACUACAAUCUGCCCGUUUACGAAAGCGUGCGCAGCUAUCUCUCCCAGCUAAAAAAGCUCCUCACCAGCACUCCCAAGAGGAUACUGGCCAACUACAUGCUCUCGAGCUUGCUGAGAGACUACGAAAUCCUGGUGGAUGAGAGGAAUCAGAAGGCGAUCUGUGCCGAGCGACUGACCCAUCUAAUGCCCGAUGUGGUGGAUCACCUGGUUUAUAACUCGCUGGAGCAGCAGAGUCCGCAUAUACCCAACGAUCUAAGCAAUUUGUGGCGGGAGCUUAAGGCCACCUUUCAGGAGAUACUGAGCUCUGACGACGUGAAAUGGCUGAAACAACAGACGCAAGAAGAUCUGCUGGAGAAACUCAAGGAUAUGACCUUCGAGAUAACCGGCGGCAAGCCCAUAAAUUUUGAGGAGCAGUAUGGUGCCUUGGUGAUCAGUUCGGCGGACUUCUACGGCAACGUCCAACGACUGCUGGCCGUUCAGGCGGCCCACUUAAAGGCGGAUCUGAUGCGGAGUUCCAGGAGCGAAAACUACUACGAUGGUAUCAUCGAUUCGCCCUUCUAUGUGACGGAGGCCAAUCUGGUGGUGCUGCCAGCCAUGUACAUGCAACACCGCUACUUCUGGGACGACGCCUAUCCCACGGCCCUCAGAUACGGGACUUUGGGAUUCUUCUUGGGCCAUGAAAUGGCCCAUGGUUUCGACGAUCUCAACCGGCUGUACGACAACCAUGGCAACCUCCGCGAUUCCUGGAGCCCCGAUACGAAGCUGAUCUUCGACCACGACAAGAACUGUUUGGCGGAUCAGUUUGCCGAUUUGCACUACAGUGGCUUGAAGCUGCCCAAAAUGGAGGCCCAGGGUGAGAACAUAGCCGACAAUGUGGGCAUCCGCCUAGCUUAUGCCACAUACACCAAGUGGCUGAAGCUGCAAUCCAAAGUGCCGGACACGGAGACACUGCCCAAUAUGUCGCAGACACCACAGCAAUUGUUCUACCUCAGUGUGGCACAGUCGAUGUGCACCGAUAUACUCGAGGAUCGGCGCCCAGCAUUUGUCCGGAAUAGCGUCCAUCCGCCGAACGAGUCGCGGGUAUUCGUCAUGAUGGCCAACAGCAAGUCCUUCGCCGAGGCCUUCCAAUGCGGCAAUCAGACUAAGCUAAGCCCCGCUCACCGAUGUGCCAUGUACUGAGAUUACCGAGAUUGCCCCGCCGUCUACAAACUUACGUCAUAUAUGUCAUAGAAUCUUUAAAUAAACUUGU